AUGUCUGACCACAUAGAAUCGAUAGAGCAGGCGAGAACGGCAGCUUCACAAAAAAAGUACGAGGAGGCUGAAUCUAAAUACUGGCUGGUGAUCAACGCCAAAGUUGAAACAGGCGACCAGAAGGAGAGAACGAAGUUGUUGCAAGACCAAGAGGUAGCAAUUCUCGAGUUGGGCAAGGUAUAUCAGGAGCUUAAAAACUAUGAGAAAUUGCACACGUUGAUCAGUGACUCGAGAUCUGUGUUGGGUGGGUUUGCCAAAUCGAAAACUGCCAAGAUCGUGAAGUCUUUAGUAGAGGACUUUGAUGCUAUUCCAGGCGCUUUGGACGUGCAAAUCACCUCAAUCAAGCAAUCUAUCGAGUGGGCCAUACAGAGCAAGUUGUCAUUUUUGAGGCAGCAGUUGCAGUUGAAGUUGUCUGCCAAAUUCUAUACUAAGGGUUCCUACCAGGAGGGCUUGAAGAUUAUCACAGAAUUGUUGAGGGAAUACAAAAAAUUGGAUGAUAAGUCGUCUUUGGUAGAGGUGCAGUUGGUCGAGUCACAAAUUUACCACGCAUUGAGAAAUAUUCCCAAAUCAAGAGCUGCGUUGACCAGUGCUAGAACAUCUGCCAACUCUAUUUACUGUCCUACGAUAUUGCAGGCCGAACUCGAUUGCCAAAGCGGUAUUUUGAAUGCAGAAGACAAAGAUUAUAAGACCGCCUUCUCUUACUUCUAUGAAUCUUUCGAGGGAUUCAAUUCUCAGAGCGACGAGAGAGCCAUCGUGGUGUUGAAGUACAUGUUAUUAACGAAAAUCAUGUUGAACUUGAUCGAUGAUGUCAAGACAAUUCUCAAUAAUAAGAACGUCAUCAAGUAUCAGUCAAAGGACAUCGAUGCAAUGAAAGCCAUCGCUACAGCAUACUCAAACAGAUCCUUGAAGGAAUUUGAGAAUGCUUUGCUCGCAUAUUCUGCGGAGUUGAAGUCCGAUCCCAUCAUUAAAAACCAUUUCAAUGCCUUGUAUGAUAACUUGUUGGAGCAGAACUUGCUCAAGAUCAUCGAGUCAUACAGUGUGGUCGAGUUGUCACAUAUCUCCAAAAGCAUCGGCUUGAAUCUUCAACAGGUCGAAGGCAAAUUAUCGCAAAUGAUUCUAGACAAGGUGUUUUACGGGGUUUUGGAUCAGGGAAAUGGCUGGUUGAUCAUCUACGAUGAACCGAGGAAAGACGCCUCUUACGAGGCUGCCCUCAGCUUGGUCAAAAAUUUGUCGGGAGUUGUAGACUUGUUAUCUGAAAAGGCUUCUGCUUUGAAUUAG
Molecule: messenger RNA, 1278 nt
Organism: Candidozyma auris
Lineage: Eukaryota; Fungi; Ascomycota; Pichiomycetes; Serinales; Metschnikowiaceae
Gene: RPN6
Product: proteasome regulatory particle lid subunit RPN6
Exons: 1
Coding region: 1-1278 (425 amino acids)
Biological process (GO): ubiquitin-dependent protein catabolic process
Cellular component (GO): proteasome regulatory particle, lid subcomplex
Molecular function (GO): structural molecule activity
Source: RefSeq, a predicted model, not a curated record